Theileria equi strain WA is the source of this 630-nucleotide messenger RNA. RefSeq lists its product as hypothetical. NCBI's taxonomy places the organism in Eukaryota, Apicomplexa, Aconoidasida, Piroplasmida, Theileriidae. The transcript has a single exon. The record is from RefSeq and is a predicted model, not a curated record. Bases 1 to 630 code for a protein of 209 amino acids.
AUGAGUGAAUUGAAACUGGAUACACAUUUAUUAAAAGACAAAAGUGAACUGUGUAAUACGACCAGGGUACUCUUGGAUGAGAUAACUUCUGUAUUUGCGAUAAACUGCAUAAAUCCAUGGUCUGAAAAUGAAUUUGACAAAGAUAAAUGUGGUCUUAUACCUGUAGAAUUGUUUGUUAAUGUCGCCAGGCAAUUGGGUUUUGUUUUCACAGCAACAGAAAGUAGAGCACUUUUGAGAUGUUUUAAACAAUCCAAAAUAGAUUAUUUGGAUAUUGAUUAUUUUGUUCGUAUAUUGGACAAUAAGAUAAGAUUGGAUAGUGAUAUAAAAGUAUCAAAAUUUGCCAAUUUUAGAGAACACUUUCGAGAGGGAUUGCAAAGGUAUUAUAAUAUUAUAGAUUGCCAUAAUACCGGGAAGAUCCCUGUAACCGAUUUAAAACAAAUGUUGUCAAGUUUUAAUGAGGGGGAGUUUGAUUCUAAUACAUUAGAAUGUUUACUAAAAGUUUCUGAGUCAAGAAACAAAAGGAUCAUCACUGCGGACGACUUUGUCAAUAUUUUAAUGCCCAUUAAAGAUAUGGAAUUCUUCUCACUUAGAGCGUUUGAAGAUGUUAAUUUAUCCGAAAAUGGGAACUGA